Molecule: messenger RNA, 1868 nt
Organism: Rubroshorea leprosula
Lineage: Eukaryota; Viridiplantae; Streptophyta; Magnoliopsida; Malvales; Dipterocarpaceae
Source: the annotation of a GenBank genome assembly
AUCUCAAACUCUUGCACCUUGCAAACAACGCUGCCUUUGGCUCUUCUUGCUAGGUUCAGAAUAAUCUUUAACAGAAGCCUUCAAGCUUCUCUCUUAUUCUAGUGUCUUCUUCUUCCAAGAGUGAAAAAGUUAGAAUUUCAAAGAGGCCAAUUUGUGAUGAUGGGGUGAGUUCUUUUUUGAAUCUGUAAGCAAGUUACAUUUCAAAUGAUCCAAAAAGCAACACAAGCUCAUGUCUUUUCUGAUCUCUAACUGUCAUGAGCGAUGCCUAAUUGUUUUCCAUCUUUUUGUUUGUCCUUUUGCUUUUAGCAUUUCUUUCAAUGCAUGAUUUGUGAUACUCAGGGGCUGUUGCUCUGUUGCAACAACUGCCCAGCAACCUAUCAGUUAAACUGCCUUUCUUCACCUCUUGAGAAAGCUCCCGAAGGGGAUUGGCAAUGCCCCAACUGCAGCAACAAGGAAUCAGGAGAUUCACCAGAUGAACCUGUAGAUCCAAACGCAACAUCACCUGCUAUAGAUGUAUGGCUUCAAUUCAGUGUUCUUUCAACUCUAAUCAUUCAACCCGAGAAGAGAAAAAAAAAAAGAGGAACCCAGCCAUGCCUUGGAAAAUUGGUGAGAAAGCUUGGAGAUUUCUCCUUCCUUCUUGCUCUAGAACCUGAAUUGGAACCCAGAAAUUCUCCCCCCUGCAGGAGUUCCCGGAUCUGCUCUGUUCUUCCUUCCCUGUCCGCCGGCUGCUCUUGCUUGUGGGUGUGAUUUUCAGUCUUUCUUGCUUUCCCUGCAGCUUGCCGCCGGCUCCUCCCCCAGCCAAGCUCGGUUUCUGCAGCUGGAAAUUCUGGUUCUUGAUCGUUCUGUCAGUUAGCAUCGAGAUUGAGUGCUCGGUUUUAUGCGAGUGAGGUAAGUAAAUUUAUGGUAGUGCCCGUACUGUUUUAAAAGCAUGUUUUGAUUUGUUUUUGAAGUGGUGGCGGGACUAAACCCGUUUUACACAAGUAUGACUGAUUUGAAGUGAAAUGUUUUGUGCUUUUCAUGAAAUUGAGCAUGCCUACUUGAAAUCUGAUUGAUUGUCCUGAUGAUUUGAAAGUGAUUGUGAAGUGUGAUUUUUCUGUUAACUUCUGCCUGUUUUGUCUCCGAUAUGGUCAUGUAUUCGUGUGCCCGCUAGUGGGAGGUUUAUAAACGCUAGCACAUGUCGACAUGUUAUUGAUAGAACCGGUUCGCUCGAGGCCCUACUAGUGGGGAUUAUACACUAGUACUCGUGUGCCCGCCAGUGGGAGACUUGAUUUAGCUUCCUGAGCAUUAGAUCCUUCCAUAAACUUAAGUGCAUAUGUAUAUUAUGUGGUCUGUUGCUGGUCUUCAUUGAUGUUCAAGCAGUUGUAUUUUAUCUUUAGAAUGUGUCUUCUUUAGUUUCAGUUAAAUUGAUUGCAGCAUUGAAAUCUAUCCUCAUCUUAGGUUGUUUUGAGUUUCAGUCUGCUGGGUAGUUUUGGGUUGAUUUAAUGGUGAAACUAAAGUUGAAUCGGCAUUGUCUUUAAUCUCAUUUGUGAAUAAUGACAAUUUUGAUCGGUUUUGGUAUCUCUGUGGGGUUGACUUUUUUGGUUUUGAUUUGAAUCUUUAUCAUGUUCUAUAGGAUUUGCAUGUAUUUUUUGCUUCUGCUAUAAAUCUUUCUGGUUUAUUAUGCAGUGUUAUGAUUCUUGUGAAGAAAGUAGAAAAGAAGUUAGAGAUAGUAAAGGGAGACUGGGAGAGGGACUUUAAGCUUGGUUGUUUGAAUGAUUUUUCUUACCAAGAUCUGACUGUCUAAUUUCUUAUUUGUCUGACGGCUGUUUUAGCUUAGUGAAGCAGAACUACCUGCAAAACUGUCAAGCAGAGGUUGAGAUGGAAGUUGU